AUGAAUUUUCUAACAUCUGGAAUAGUUUUAUACUCAUUCUACCAAUGUAUCUGCAUGGAUCGUGAUGGAACUGAACCUGAAAGGGGGAAUCCAGGUAUUAGACUUUACGCUCAAGGUGAUCCUGUAUUUUUAACUACGCUUAGAGUCACCCCUAAUGAAUCUCAAAUUCUUCACAACAUUCUAAAAUCACAUGAAACUAGUAAAACCAAAGACCCUUCAAAAGGAACUGGUCAAUCUGGGAUAGAUCUUGACAAAAUUAGAAGAAAUGAGAAGGGGAUCCCUCUUUUUGUACUUACCCAUCAACUUACACCAGAAGAAGCUGAAAUAUUGAAAAGGCUUUUGGAAACUCAGGAUAAAAGUGGUGGUGGGCAUGAUCCAAGCCCAGCGCCAUCCGCACCUCCUGAAGAACGACCUCCUCCUUACGCUCCUGGUUAUGGUCCACCACAAGGACAAUCUGGUUUACCAGGGCUUUCACAUUUACAAGGUGGCUAUCAUGGAUAUGGGCCAUAUGGGCAACCAGGGGUUACUGGCGGUUAUGGAACUGCUUAUCCACAACCAGGUCCUUACCAAACACCAGGGGCGACUGGUCCACCAGCUGGUGGUUAUGUUCCACCAGUCCAAGGUUAUACAGGUGGUGCUGGUGGUUAUACUGGACAUUAUGUUCCUGGCGGCCACGGAACUGGCCAUCCACCACAAGGUCCUUAUGCUCCACCAGCUCAUGGAGGUUAUGGCCAACCAGCUCAUGGAGGUUAUGGCCAACCAGCUCAUGGUGGUUAUGAUCAACCAGUCCAAGGUUAUACAGGUGGUGCUGGUGGUUAUGGAGGUGGCUAUCAACCACAACAAGGUCCUUAUCAAACACCAGGGGCGACUGGACCACCAACUCCUGGAUAUGGUCAACAAGGAGCUACUGGAUAUACACCAUCAGAAGGUCAAGGCCCAACUGAUCCUGGAGAUGACCCCUCUGGACCAUCAGAUCCUUCUAGAUCGCCAAAGAAAGACAAAGCUAAAAAAAAAUUACUUACCUUACAAACUAAAGAUACAGAAAGUUCUGAUCAUAUUGAAGUUUUAGAAUAUAAAAUUCCUCAAACCGGUGGGAAGCACCGUAAACACAAAGCUAGGAACGGGUUUGGAUUUGAGGCGGUAAUGCACGGAAAUGUAGAAGUAUGGAAAAUGAGUGGUCCCUGUUAUGCAGUAGAAGUAACAGUAAUGGGUGUAGGAAAACCUAAAAAAAGGAUAGAUAUACAAUUAAGUGACGGUACUAGAAAAAGAUUUGGAAAGAGAGGUAAAAAUAAACCAUGGGAACCGGAAGUAGAGAAAAAAUGAUUAACUUGUAGUUUUAAUCUUAAAAUAUCGGACUAAAUGUAGUUGUGCAUAUUAUAUAUUAGUGUCGAUAACAUUAAAAUUCAUCUUAAAGAUUGG
Theileria parva strain Muguga is the source of this 1419-nucleotide messenger RNA. RefSeq lists its product as uncharacterized. The transcript has a single exon. The coding region runs from base 1 to 1323 and encodes 440 amino acids. NCBI's taxonomy places the organism in Eukaryota, Apicomplexa, Aconoidasida, Piroplasmida, Theileriidae. The record is from RefSeq and is a predicted model, not a curated record.